Molecule: messenger RNA, 246 nt
Organism: Angiostrongylus costaricensis
Lineage: Eukaryota; Metazoa; Nematoda; Chromadorea; Rhabditida; Metastrongylidae
Source: the annotation of a GenBank genome assembly
AUGUGCAGAGCCGGCACCGCGGACCGACGACUAGAACCUUGGGGUGACCCAAAAGGGUUCGCAGAAGACAAAGACAUGGACUCGCUGGUCUAUGAACCGGCAAAGAUGUGGGCACAGCUGCAAUCCGCAGGGACACCUCCACGAUACAGCAAUCAGAGCACAUGGAAUGACCUGAAAGGGUCCGGAAAAGUGAAUAGCAUGGACUCCCUAGUCGACGAUGCAGCAGUGAAUUACGAUGAACAAUGA